AUGUAGUCUUUCUCUCUCAAAUCAUUUAUAAGUUAGACAUGUACUUGUGCAGUAUUGCUAGUAUUUACUGAUGUUAACAUCAUGCUAAUGUGACCGUUUUCUCAAGGACUUCUGGACCUUUAUAAGUGAUGCUCAAUCUUUCAGAGGUGUGAUAAAAGUAUAUCAAGUUGACUGUGUACGUAAUUAUCUAAUAUCUUUAGGUGAAUGAACUCUUAGAAGAAUCUCUGGGCUUCACUAAUUUGGUAGACAUGUGAUUUCCUGGGACCUGCAACUGUCUGUAGUCGGGGAUGAAUGUUGAGUGCCGCUCUAUUCUUAGACCGGGAGAUAGGGUUCGGUGGUUGGAUGCUAGUGCUAAAAAUAUCUGAAUGUGUGUGUUUCCGAACAUCUCUCUGCAGGAUGACGUAGCUUUGCCAAAGACUUAGAAGCUAAGCAGAAAAUGAGCUUAACAUCCUGGUUUUUGGUGAGCAGUGGAGGCACCCGCCACAGGCUGCCGCGAGAAAUGAUUUUUGUCGGGAGAGAUGACUGUGAGCUCAUGUUGCAGUCUCGUAGUGUGGAUAAGCAGCAUGCUGUAAUCAAUUACGAUGCCUCUGCGGAUGAACAUUUGGUCAAAGAUUUGGGCAGCCUAAAUGGGACUUUUGUGAAUGAUGUAAGGAUUCCAGAACAGACUUACAUCACCUUGAAACUUGAAGAUAAGCUGAGAUUUGGAUAUGAUACAAAUCUUUUCACUGUAGUACGAGGAGAGAUGAGGGUCCCUGAAGAGGCUCUAAAGCAUGAGAAGUUUACCAUUCAGCUCCAGUUGUCCCAGAAAUCUUCAGAAGCAGAGUUGUCAAAAUCUGCGUGUGCCAAAAGCGUGGAUUCAAAGGUAGCAGAUGCUGCAGCCGAAGUACAGCACAAAGCCCCAGAGGCGCUGAAGGCGGAGGAGAAAGCCGCAGAUACUUCUGCCAUGCCCCGUGGCACUCCAUUGUAUGGGCAGCCUGCGUGGUGGGGGGAUGGUGAGGUGGAUGAAAAAAGAGCUUUCAAGUCAAAUGGCAAACCAGAAGAAAAAAAUCAUGAAGCUGGAACAUCAGGGUGCAGUUUAGAUGCCAAGCAAGUUGAGGAACAGUCUGCAGCGGCAAAUGAAGAAGUACUCUUUCCUUUCUGUAGGGAACCAAGUUACUUUGAAAUCCCUACAAAAGAAUUUCAGCAACCAUCACAAUUAACCGAAAGCACCAUUCACGAAAUCCCAACAAAAGACACAACGAGUUCCCACACGACAGGUGCAGGGCAUGCUUCCUUUACCAUUGAAUUUGAUGACAGUACCCCAGGGAAGGUAACUAUUAGAGACCAUGUGACAAAAUUUACUUCUGAGCAGCGCCACAAGUCCAAGAAGUCUUCACCUGGAACUCAAGACCUGCCGGGGAUUCAGACCGGAAUGAUGGCACCGGAAAACAAAGUGGCGGACUGGCUCGCCCAGAACAACCCUCCGCAGAUGGUGUGGGAGAGGACAGAAGAGGAUUCCAAGAGUAUUAAAAGUGACGUUCCAGUUUACUUGAAAAGGUUGAAAGGAAAUAAGCACGACGACGGAACACAGAGCGACUCCGAAAAUGCCGGGGCUCACCGGCGCUGCAGCAAGCGCGCGACUCUGGAGGAACACUUCCGGCGCCACCACUCGGAGCAGAAAAAGCUGCCGAAGGGCCAGGCUCCCGACAAGCAUCAAGACCAAGCUGUUACUAGCUCUGCGCAUCACAGAGGGGGGCAUGGUGUCCCACAUGGGAAAUUGUUAAAACAGAAAUCAGAGGAGCCAGCGGUGUCAAUCCCCUUCCUACAAACUGCAUUGUUAAGAAGUUCAGGGAGUCUCGGGCACAGACCGAGCCAGGAGAUGGAUAAAAUGUUAAAAAAUCAAGCCACUUCUGCUACUUCUGAAAAGGAUAAUGAUGAUGACCAAAGUGACAAGGGUACUUAUACCAUUGAGUUAGAGAAUCCCAACAGUGAGGAAGUGGAAGCAAGAAAGAUGAUUGACAAGGUCUUUGGAUUAGAUGACAAUCAGGACUAUAAUAGGCCUAUUAUCCAUGAGAAACAUAAAGAUCUGAUAAAAGACUGGGCUCUCAGCUCUGCUGCCGUAGUCGUGGAAGAAAGGAGACCACUGUGCACUCCUGGGUUUCACAACUCAGAGGAAGUCCCACCUUCAUCCGGAAGCAAGCGUUGGGUUUCACAGUGGGCUAGUUUGGCUGCUAACCACACGAGGCAUGAUCAGGAGGAAAGGAUAAUGGAACUGUCUGUACCUGUUCCUUUAGAGAACGAUGCAGACAUCAACGAAUCGGGCAUUUCCAUGCGAAGCGCUGGCUCGGCCACGUCCUUGGCCAGUCAGGGAGAGAGGAGGAGACGGACCCUCCCCCAGCUUCCGAAUGAGGAGAAGUCCCUGGAGAGCGCCAGAGCCAAGGUGAUGAGCCAGAGGUCAGAGAUAGGAGAAAAGCAAGACACGGAGCUUCAGGAGAAGGAAACCCCUGCGCAGGUGUACCAGAAGGACAAGCAAGAUACGGACAGAGCCCCAAUGAAACCGAACAGGGCGGUCAACGGGGAGCCUCUGAAAACUGGGGGGGAUGGUAAAGUCCUGCUGCACUUGGUCAGCUCCUCCCCUGCCAAGGAGAAAGGGGAAGCGGACAAGGAAACUUCUUUGGUAAAGCAAACAUUAGCUAAACUGCAGCAACAGGAGCCCAAGGAGCAGGCCCCGUGGACACCUAAACUAUCUUCCAAAAAUGCCCCGGGUCAGGCAGAGAGAAGUAGGGAGGAAUCUUUUAAACAGGAGUCACUGGCUCCAGAAAAAAUUCCGGGACAUUCUGCAAGCAAAGGAGAAAGAGUGAUACAAAGCGAGGGCAAGCGAAGAAAAGCUGAGGACAUUCUGAAGGGUCACACUUCGAAGGGAGGAGACAAGAAGGAAUCCUCCAAGUCCUUAGUGCGACAAGGAAGCUUCACCAUAGAGAAACCCAGCCCCAACGUCCCGAUAGAACUUAUCCCCCACAUCAAUAAACAGACUUCGUCCACACCCCCGUCUCUGGCGCUGGCAUCUGCCAGCAGAAUACGUGACAGAAGCGACUCCAUGGAGACUGAUUCCAGUAUGGACACUACCCUUAUUCUGAAAGACACAGAGGCGGUGAUGGCUUUUCUCGAAGCUAAGCUUCGCGAAGAUAAUAAAACGGAUGAAGGCCCAGAUACUCCCAGCUACAACAGAGACAACUCCAUCUCACCGGAGUCUGACGUGGACACAGCCAGUACCAUCAGCCUGGUGACCGGGGAGACCGAAAGGAAGUCAACCCAGAAGCGGAAGAGUUUCACCAGUCUCUAUAAAGACAGGUGUUCUUCGGGUUCUCCUUCCAAGGAUGUUGCAAAAUCAUCUUCUGGUGCUAGGGAGAAAAUCGAGAAGAAAACAAAAAGCCGAUCCACAGAUCUAGGCUCCAGAGCAGAUGGGCGUAAAUUCGUCCAGUCCAGUGGGAGGAUCAGACAGCCUUCGGUGGACUUAACCGACGACGACCAAACCUCCAGUGUACCUCAUUCUGCUAUCUCUGACAUUCUGUCGUCCGAUCAGGAAACCUACUCCUGCAAACCUCAUGGAAGGACUGCCCUUACCUCAACAGAUGAGCACGCGCAUUCCAAACUGGACGGAAGCAAGGCCACCAAGUCUAAGGCUUCGCCUGUCGCGCCUGGUUCAUCCAGUAAAUCCACCACUCUCCCAAGGCCACGGCCCACCAGGACUUCCCUCUUGCGCCGAGCACGGCUUGGGGAAGCGUCAGACAGCGAACUUGCCGAUGCGGACAAAGCAUCCGUUGCUUCUGAAGUGUCCACAACAAGUUCCACAUCGAAACCUCCCACGGGAAGGCGGAACAUCUCUAGGAUUGAUUUACUGGCUCAGCCUCGGAGAACCCGGCUGGGCUCGUUAUCAGCCCGCAGUGACUCGGAAGCCACCAUCUCUAGAGGUAGUGCCUCUUCACGGACCGCGGAAGCCAUCAUUCGCAGUGGAGCCAGACUAGUUCCUUCGGAUAAGUUUUCUCCUAGAAUCAGAGCCAACAGUAUCUCUCGACUCUCAGACUCCAAGGUCAAAAGUAUGUCCUCCGCGCAUGGCUCUCCUUCAGUAAAUUCAAGAUGGAGGCGCUUUCCUACUGAUUAUGCUUCCACCUCAGAAGAUGAAUUUGGAUCAAACCGUAAUUCCCCUAAACAUACCCGUCUACGUACUUCUCCAGCCCUGAAAACCACUCGGUUGCAGAGCUCUGGGUCAGCAAUGCCUACGAGUUCUUCGUUCAAGCACCGGAUCAAAGAGCAGGAAGACUACAUCCGCGACUGGACUGCGCACCGAGAGGAGAUAGCCAGGAUCAGCCAAGAUCUCGCUCUCAUUGCUCGGGAAAUCAACGACGUAGCGGGAGAGAUAGACUCGGUGACGUCCUCGGGCACCGCCCCCAGCACCACAGUAAGCACUGCUGCUACCACCCCUGGCUCUGCCAUAGACACUAGAGAAGAGGUAGGAGACCCUCAUGGAGCGAUGCAUAAGUUGGUUGAUCGUGUUUUUGAUGAAAGUCUCAACUUCCGCAAGAUCCCCCCACUGGUUAAUUCUAAAACACCGGAAGGAAACAACUGUCGAUCUGGUGACUCAAGGCCCCAGCCAACGGAGCCGCCCGAUCACCUGACCAUUACAAGGCGGAGGACCUGGAGCAGAGAUGAAGUCAUGGGAGACAAUCUGCUGCUGUCGUCCGUCUUCCAGUUCUCCAGGAAGAUUCGCCAGUCCAUAGACAAAACCGCCGGGAAGAUCAGAAUAUUAUUUAAAGAUAAAGAUCGGAAUUGGGAUGAAAUAGAAAGCAAAUUAAGAACUGAAAGUGAAGUUCCUAUUGUGAAAACCUCAAGCAUGGAGAUCUCCUCCAUCUUGCAGGAGCUGAAGAGAGUUGAGAACCAGCUGCAAGUGAUCAACGCCAUGAUCGACCCGGAUGGCACCCUGGAGGCCCUGAACAGCAUGGGGUUCCCCAGUGCCCUGCUGCCGUCGCCCCCGAAGCAGAAGUCCAGCCCCGUGAACAACCACGGCAGCCCGGGCCAGGCGCCCGCCCUCUGCCCGCCGGAAGCUCGGGCCCUUCACCCCGCCACCGUCUCGGGCUCAGCCGAGUUUGAGAACGCGGAGUCCGAGGCCGACUUCAGCAUCCAUUUCAACAGGUUCAACCCCGACGGGGAGGAGGAGGACCUCGCCGUCCCCGAGUGACUUUCUGGGGGCUGUUAGGAAGGAACGACCUGUGGAAUGACCGGGAAUACUGGCAGCAGCGUGGUGUCGACUUGCACAAAACAAGACAGCUUGGUCAAGUACAAUCUUGUUAUCUCUGGCUUUUUAAUUUUAUUUAUUUAUUUUCCCCCCUCUAACGUGGUAUCAUAGUCAUCCCUUCCAGCCACUUAGAUACCCACUUGGUGCACACGUAGGAAAAAGCAGAUCGUGGCAAUUUCACCUUUUGUGGUUUAUGGUUUCCAAAUUGAAUAUAAUGACAUCCUUUCCCUGCACAGAUUUUUGUUUCUGUUUUUUUAAAGCCGUGCUGUGACCUCCAGGCAAGCUAAAUGCCCAGCAUUUCUGGCCCCUGUGUCUCCGUGCCAAGCUGCUCCCCGAAACGGACUUUCCCUUCACCUGUACAGAUUUGUUAAACACUUAUAUUUACUUCUCAGUAAUAGGAUUUAUAUUAGUACUCAUCGCCAUUGGAUACAGUGAUCUAUAACUCUCCACAGUCAAACUGACCUUUUAAAAAAAGUCAUUCUUAUGUUCUAAAAUUUUCCAACAUACAUGUGAUUUAUAUAAUUUUGUUGCUACGUAAAUUGUCUUGGGGUUUCCGGAGAUGAACUAUUAUGUUUGCACUAAGAUUUGCUGGGAGUGGUAGGCGGGCGUAUCUGUAGAUCAGUAAGGACUAACCGCCCUUUUUUGUACAUAGGAGACUGAUAAUACUGUAUUCAUUUUAACCCUACAGCGUUUUACUCCACUUUCAAAAAAGAUGAAUUUGGCACUUUUUAAACAUUUUUUUUUACGGAAGUAAGAUUUUUCUCUCUCGCUUUAGGGCCAAUGAUAACUAGAGAGAUUAAACUGGACAGAUAGUGUAGGUGGAGUCUAUUUUUAAAGCUAAGAACAUGUAUAUUGGUCCCGUGUUACCGAGUUUCUAUGUGACGGUUGAAAAAAAAAAUUCCCCGAAACGAUCAUGAAGUUAAAAUUUUCUGUGUUAGGACACUUGGAGAACCAGUAGUCGUAAGCUUAGUCGGUAGUCUCACUCCCAGGCAGAGUGAAUUGCUUCUGUGUGUUUCCCUGUAGGACCCACUAGUGAAUUCCGUCUCCGUCUUUCUUCCUCGUUUAUAAGGACUCUGCGAGACGACAGCGACAAAGGGCCUGUGUCACUGAACGGAAAGCCAGUGACAAAUGUCUUCUGUAAACCUGUUUUCUUCUCUUUCCAGUAAGGUCGCAUUUGGAUAAGUUUUCAAAGAAAGCAAGUACCUUCGUGUUUCCAGAACACUAUAAUUUGGGUGAAUCUUAAUUCAGUUAAAUGUUAUUAGUAGACUUGGAGUUUUCCCUUGACGCCAUCAGUUUAUAAAGGUUAAAACCGCAACCUUUGCAAAUUAAUGAAAUGGUCCAUAAUGUAUCAGCAAUAAUCCUGUGCUACAUUUGUGUUAAGAAACUAACUAUACACUGCAGAACUUUACAGGAUUUUAUAAAAAUCCUGUACUGUUGGGCCAGUUAAUAAAGAUGCAAAAAGAACAGCAAAAAAUACCCUUUUGUAGAGAUGUAAAAACAGAAGUCUGUUGUGUGAUGGAUCUCAUGUUUUUCUUUAAAGUUUUUUUUCAAAAGGGUAAAUGAACUAUUUUCCUGGUGAAGCUAAAUACCCCGUUCUAAUAAAGGAAGACUGAAAAAACGUUUUAAAGAACAUGAAUGGAAAGACACAAAUGCUUUGAAGAAAUAAAUGAAACUUUAAAACAGGGUCAGUCCAUUUGAAGAAACAAUGAAACAACAUAAUCAAUUGUCCCUUCUUUUAUUGAAUGUUUGGGUACUGAUUAUGUCCCCGGGGAGGGAGAAGGUAAGGAGUUGAUUAGGAACACAUUAGCAUCUGUCUCCUUACAUUAUUGUUUAAGUGUUUACACAGGUUUGUUUAAACAUUUGGCCUUUUACUAUGUUAUUUUUAUUUUUUAAUGAAUACAUUAUUCUCCUUAUUUAUUUUUGUUACAUUUAUUACUUAUGUUAUUUUGUUAUGCAUUUACAACUCCAUUUUUAAAUAAAGUGUUUCUGGAACUUUA
This is a messenger RNA of Phyllostomus discolor (pale spear-nosed bat), 7269 nucleotides long. It is a transcript of the gene CEP170, whose product is annotated as centrosomal protein 170. NCBI's taxonomy places the organism in Eukaryota, Metazoa, Chordata, Mammalia, Chiroptera, Phyllostomidae. Gene Ontology annotation, molecular function: protein binding. The transcript has 19 exons. Gene Ontology annotation, cellular component: centriole. The coding region runs from base 437 to 5215 and encodes 1592 amino acids. The record is from RefSeq and is a predicted model, not a curated record.